UGCCGCCGCUCUCCUGUUGGCGCAGUAGUGUGAGUGUGAACGCGCUCCCCCGGCAAAUCCGCUUUGUGGACGCGCAGGAGAUCCGUCUGAAACGGCAGCGGAACGGGCGCACUAGGAGGGCAGUGAAACUGGACCUGAAAACCGCAGUGGUCGUGGGACCGACAUUGAAACCUGCUGACUGUCCGUGUGUGGAUUUUGUGAAUGACUGACUGUUUUCCAAACAAAGAUAAAGCGGAGCAGCAGCAAGUGAAUUUGGCACAUGAAGAACCGGAGCGGUCAUCACAGGCAGAGCUGGUCCUUUUAUUCUGGUGGGUGAAGGAGAAAAUGGCCCAGUGGAUCAGUAGCCCCUGGCCAAUAAGAGGGAAAAGGUGGCACUUGGCGAUCAUCUUUCAUGGUGCAGCCGAGUGCUCAACUUUCACGACAUGACCCCUCAGUCAGAGCUGUCUCCUGUGUUUUCAACGCCAAUUUAAAUAGGGGAAGGGAGAGGGACAGCUGCUGAAGGGAUUCUCAACCUCGCUGGAACUGGAUGUGAGAGAAUGCCUCUUCAUGAUCUCUUCUUAUGUGUGUUUUUUCCACACUAAUAGUGCAGUUUUGCAAGUGACCAUUGAAACUUUUUCUUCACGGGGAUUGUGUUGCCUGCUGGCUCUGUUAGUGUGGACUUGUAAGAAACCCCUGCGGUGAUUUGCACUCACUGGCUUGCACUACCUGCUGCAUGCUUGCCGAGGCUCACGGAUGUUGCAGCGGCAGCAGGAUCCAAGAUGGUGAGACCCCUGCUGAGGCUACAGCGCUAUUUCCGCAGGAAGCCUGUGCGCUUCUUCACCUUCAUCCUUGUGUACCUGAUGGCGGGGAGCCUGGUCUUCCUGCAUGCAGGCUUUAUGAGCGACACCACAGCAAGAGGUCGGGACAGUGGAGGGGCAGGGGACGGGGCUGGAAACAGAGUCCUGGGAGGACAUGGGCUCGUGCCUGGGAACAUCCGGAUGCUGACCAAGAGGCACGGCCCAUCCUGGCCGAAGCUGGACGACAACACCAGCAGCUGGAAUCGUGCACUGAAGGGGAGGUCAUCCAAGGAUACAGAGGAAGGAUGCGCAAAGUACAUUGGCUGCUACAUGGAUGACACACAAAGGCGAGCGCUUAGGGGAGCGUCCUUUUUUGACUACAGGAAAAUGACCAUCUUCCGUUGCCAGGACAACUGCGCUGAAAGGGGCUACCUGUAUGCAGGCCUGGAGUUUGGGGCCGAGUGCUACUGCGGCCACAAGAUUCAAGCACCCAGUGCCAGUGAGAGGGAGUGCAGCAUGGAGUGCAAGGGGGAGAGAAGCAAUGUCUGCGGGGGGGCCAACCGCCUAUCCGUCUAUCGCCUGGAGCUGAGUCAGGAGUCGGCUCGCCGCUACGGCAGCGCGAUCUUCAAGGGCUGUUUCCGGAGGCCCGACAACGUGACACUGGCCUUACCAAUCACUACCAUCAUACCCAACAUGUCUGUGGAGAAUUGUGUGGACCUAUGCACUGAGCAGGAGCUAUCCCUGGCGGUCCUGGCCGGCAAGCACUGUCUCUGUGGUUAUCCUACCCCCCAUUUCGCUUUGCAUGACCGUGAGGAUGAGGAGCUGUGCCAGCGGCGCUGCCCCGGAGAGGAGUUUGAGAGCUGUGGCACUGAAGAGUAUUUUAUAGUUUACCAGACACAGGCACAAGACAACAGGUGCAUGGACCGACGCUUCCUACCUGGGCGUUCCAAACAACUGGUGGCUCUAGCCAGCUUUCCUGGGGCAGGGAACACCUGGGCACGACACCUCAUCGAGUUGGCUACUGGUUUCUACACAGGCAGCUACUACUUUGAUGGUUCCCUGUACAACAAAGGGUUCAAAGGUGAGCGAGACCACUGGAAGAGUGGAAGGACAAUCUGCAUCAAGACCCAUGAAAGUGGCAGAAAGGAAAUUGAAGCCUUUGACGCUGCCAUUCUGGUGAUGCGGAAUCCAUACAAAGCCCUAAUGGCGGAGUUCAACAGGAAAUAUGGUGGUCAUAUUGGAUUUGCCUCCCAGGCCCACUGGAAGGGAAGGGAGUGGCCUGAGUUUGUGAAGAACUAUGCUCCAUGGUGGGCAUCCCACACCUUGGACUGGCUGAGUUUUGGGAAGCGAGUGCACGUGGUCCACUUUGAGGAGCUGAAGAAGGACCUGUUCGUUCAGCUGAAGAACAUAGUGCUUUUCCUGGGCUUGGAGGUGUCUGAGGACCGCCUGCUGUGUGUGGAGGGUCAAAAGGAUGGCAACUUCAAGCGCUCUGGCCUCCGUAAGCUGGAAUAUGACCCCUACACAGCUGAGAUGCGGGCCACUAUUGAUGACCUCAUCAUAACCGUGGACCACACCCUGAAGCAGAGAAAGCUGUCAGGGGUUCCAGAGGAUUACCAGCGCAGAUGAUCCUUCCUUCCUGAUACACAUUCCUAAGAACUUUGCUCCCUUCCUGCUUUAAGCCAAUGGUUAAGAUGCACUGUGUUCGUAGUACCAAUGUGUAUAAUAUCAGUGCUCUUAGAAUACUUCACUUUGCAAUAAUGAAGAAUGCAUAGUUCAGGUAAAGCCGCCAUGGGUAACAAAUAUUUGGGCAGUGCUAUGUUCAAUGCACAGGUGAGACUACUUCCUUUCACCUGUGAUGUGCAGGUAUGUGUUCAGUUCAUGCCUUGAGAAACAGAAAGCUCUACCUUGUUUUGGAACACAUAUAAAAUAAAAUGGUUAGGACUACAUCUGUUUUCAUAUGAAUAUGAAUCCAUUUGUUUCCCCUUCUGUUGUCAAAUGACAGUUGUGCUGCUAUAACCUGUAACUAACACGUUUGAGAUUAAAUUACACUUUACUGUGAUUGUAAUUUAAGCACAAACCUGCUGUCAUGAGCACUGCUUGCAAUAUGUUUAGAAUAUAAGUAGUGGGAUUUGCAUACCUCAGCUUGCUUCCCUGUGUUUGAAAUGUCCCCAUCAUGUCUGCCUCUGAUGCAGAUAUCCCUAACUACCAUGCAUUGUUUCUCAAAUAUCUGUAACUGGUGGACCAAAGACAGAAGACAAAAAUUGCUGUUGGACAGAGGCGUCCCAAAAAGGAGGACUGUUGCUGAGACACACACAGCUGUGUCUUAAUGGCACGCCUCUGGAAAUUAGUUUUCGCACCACAAACCUCAUGUUUGUGUCAUGAACAUUCAUGAGUGAGAAUGUCAUAAUAUAUAGCCUUGGUUAGUUUUGGCAAAUGACACAAAAUAAAAAAUAAAGGCUUUAACUCCUAUUAAUGUAGCUAUGAUUACAGCAUUUCUACUGGAAACAUGAUUUUGAGCAGGUGGUGGUGACUGAAAAAAUACUGUCUUGUUUUACAUGAUGUUAUCAUUGCCUUUAUCUGUGGUCUUAUGAAUAAGAAAUAUGCCUAUUAAUUGAGUGCUACUUCAUCUCGCUCUGUUACUCUGCUGUUAACAACACUCGUUAUGCUCAACUGAUUGUGUAAUCAGUUAGCAGUCAACAUGGCGAAUUGUAAUGAACAAGUUUAAAAAAAAACGGUUAAAUGUUGAUUUUGUAGUUAAAUUGUUUCAUUAUGAUGGGAUGAUGGCACCAGAGACUGUACCAGCAGCAAUUUUAUAGCAUUUUUCAGGAGGUGAAACUCUUUAAUUGACCUCUUCAGUUCACUUGAUUCACUUUGUGUAAUGCCUGUUAGGCAGUAUAAUAAAUUACUGAAUAAUACGCUGGGAACUUUUGAAUAUAUCUUUGUUGUCCCUCGGCCUGUGAAUUCAGUGGGUGACGAUGUGUUGAAUUGGCAAGGGAUGACAAGGAAAUGACACACACACACAUUUUCAGAACCGCCUGUCCCUUACAGGGUCGCGGG
Molecule: messenger RNA, 3833 nt
Organism: Scleropages formosus (Asian bonytongue)
Lineage: Eukaryota; Metazoa; Chordata; Actinopteri; Osteoglossiformes; Osteoglossidae
Gene: wscd2
Product: WSC domain containing 2
Exons: 9
Coding region: 759-2402 (547 amino acids)
Molecular function (GO): sulfotransferase activity
Source: RefSeq, a predicted model, not a curated record